AUCAAGUUGUGCGGCCGAGGCGAAAUUGUGUGUCAGGUGAACGUAUAUUGUAUGACAUUGAAACGAAGAAUGGACGGAGCGAAAAUGUAAUUUUCCUCAACGUCCGUGCACAGUAAUAGCAAUUUUCUCACAUCAAAAUUAUAUGCAAAGAAAUUGCGUGAAAUUGAGCGCAUUGUGGGAUCCGAACAACUGGAACAAUUUUAUUGUGUAUUAUUAAUUCAUUUUCCAACCGUGCAUAAUGGCAAUUUGUUUACAUAAACUAGUGACUCGAGCCUCGGCUUUUAAUCCCAUUCUAUUGCAAAGCAGACUACUUGUAACACCAACAUUUUUUGAACGGGAUCAAAUUGAAUCAAAGAGUAUUCGAAAGACGCUUUCGGUUCCAAAACCAACUCUUUUAAGUGCAGAGGCCAAUUUACUUGCACAAAAUGUUCGAGGUUUCUCAAAUACUGCAGCCAAUUUGAAUGAUGCAACGAGCAAUGGAUCAAGUCCCGAAGGUGGUGCAAAUGAAGAGCAAUUAUCCGUUGUCUAUGAGAUGUUGAGGAAUGAUGUACCAUUGUUAUUUGUGAAACCAUUAGAUUAUUCGAAAACACAUAAAGAUGUUGUGUUCGAAAAUCGCAUCCGUGGUAAAACAUACUAUGGCAUCAUGAAUUACGUGAAGCAAAUGUCAUUUCUACGAUUGUGGGGUCAUUUCUUUUAUGCUUAUGUUAAAAUGGACGUCUUAAAAAUAACCCAACACACAGAGGAUUCAUCGAUCAAAAUACGUUGGAGAAUCAGUGGAAUAACCGGCUAUCGAAUUUUAUUCAAAAUGCUUCAGUUUCGAGUAUGGGAUCCUAAAAAAAUGAUUGAACAACAUCAAAAAGUAUGGAUAGAAGGAUUUUCGACAUUCUACGUGAACAGCGAUGGCUAUAUAAUCCGACACAUUGCAGACAAAGUGAUGCCGGAUGAGAAUAAAGAAGUGAAUCCAAUUCAAAAAGUUGUAGAUAAACUGGGCCCCAUGCCGAAAUUGGCUCUUUUCGUUGAAUUAUCCACAGAUAUUGCCCACAAUGUAGUAUGAAUGAAUACGGUUGACCAGUUUCAAACCAGAAUUACAAUCAAUUUGUAUUUAAUGUUGAGAAAAA
Contarinia nasturtii (swede midge) is the source of this 1118-nucleotide messenger RNA. RefSeq lists its product as uncharacterized. The record is from RefSeq and is a predicted model, not a curated record. Bases 239 to 1054 code for a protein of 271 amino acids. The transcript is spliced from 5 exons. Lineage: Eukaryota; Metazoa; Arthropoda; Insecta; Diptera; Cecidomyiidae.